Clunio marinus is the source of this 1959-nucleotide messenger RNA. NCBI's taxonomy places the organism in Eukaryota, Metazoa, Arthropoda, Insecta, Diptera, Chironomidae. The record is from the annotation of a GenBank genome assembly.
GUUUCUUCCAUGUCAUAGAAUAUCGCGUGAAACGAUCAGAUCGCUUCUAAAUAAAAUUAUUUAAAAUAUCUCGGUUUUAGAAACUUUCAUUUUAUCAGCAUAAAGCCCUUUAAAACGUUGUCAAUGUCUGCAAAGCGUCAAAAAACAAUUGAAAAGCUUCAAUUUCCUGCUGCACUUUUGGUUGGCUUGGUAGACGACCAAUUGAUUCAUUAUGACAAAGUUCACGAUCAGAAAGAACUAGAAAUCCAUUGCACUGCCGAAUACAUCAAUUUCUUCCAGAAUGAAAUUCUUAAACUCAACUCUCAACAGGAAUAUUCAAAAGCUCUUCAUGAAAAACAAAUUUCAAGUAAUAUUAAAGAUGCUGAAGAAACAGAAAAGAGCAUUGAAGUUUUGGAAAAGACUUACAAAACUUUAUAUUCUAUGCAUUUAAAUUCUCUGCGAUAUUCUCAUGGUAUGAAAGAAGUCAUUGAAGCUAAACAAAAUUAUCUAACUUCUUUUGGAUCACGCCAUAAUGAUUAUCAAAAAAUUAAAACCAUGGUUGAUUUCCACGUUAACAGAAUACAAAGCAAUGCAUCAAAAUCUGAUUUCUCAGGAUUAACAAAAGAAUACGUCGAAGUUGAAAACACCCUUGCAGAGCUUGAGAGUGAAGGAAGACAACUUAAUGAGAAAGUUUCUGAGAAAAGAAAGUUGCAAGCUGAAACUGCAGAAAAACUACUUCAAGAAAUCACUCAGAUUGAUGAAGAAAUACAAAAGAAACAGAAAAUCCUUGACAUGUCCGAAGAGAUUAAUUUACAGAAUGAAAUCUUAGACUUGGAAACGAAAUUGAAAGUUUCGGACAAUUGCGACAGUGAUUCAAGUGCAGCGUCAGUGUCAAGUCAAAAAUCUGAUGGAAUUCCAAAGAUUGCAAAAAUCUCUGCCGACUUUUCCAACUUUUUUAAGAAUCCAAACGACUUUCCAUCUCUUAAGAAUAUUUUGAGUCCAAAUUUGAAACGUAAAGCAGUGAAAGAAGUUCCGAAACAACAACAGCAAUCAGAAAAGACAUUGAAACAUUUAAAGCGAAAAUCACCAAGAAAAGAAAAUUUUCCAUGCAUUAAAACGUUUGAUGAAAUAGAACCAAAAAAGAAAAUUUCUCGUAUUCAGACGAUGCCGCUUAAUAAAAAUCUUUCCAAAGAAGAAAUGGAAAAAGAAAAUUCUUCUGAUAAGCAAAUAGAAGAAUCGUCUGGGCCACGUAAUCAUUCAUGUGAUCCUCAACAUAAACAAAAAUCAAUUGAAAUUCAAAGAACUGACUCGGGUCGAGAAACUGAGUGCCUCUUCACAGAAGAUUCUCGUAAUCCUGUUGAAGAUGGAAAACAAAAUGAAAAAGUCAAAACAAUAACAACAUCAGAAAAUACUAACGAAAUUCAAAAAGAAAUGUCAGAAUCAAUUGAAGUUGAACAAAUUCAAGUCUCCAAUAAUGAUUCCGAAGAAGUUAAUGAAACAUCUAACGCCAUUGAACCUAAAGAAGAUGAAGAACCCCCACUGAAGGGAAUUUUGCGAGAGCAAAACAGUUUUGUCUUCAAUACGACUUCAUCAGAUAAUCACAGCGAAGGUGACGAUGAUCUGUUCAAUUUUGAAAAGGAAUUCGGGGAAAACUUCUCCACAGGAGGUGAUGACUUUAACAUUUCAUUUGGAUCUGGCGGUGGAAGCAUUGGCGAUGAUGGCAUAAAUGAUAAAGAAAACAGUGGAUUCGAUUUCUUCAAUGAUUCUCCAAAGAAAACUUCAUCAAAGAAGAAAGGUAAUCAAAACUCGCUUUUUUAAAAAUUCAUAAAAGAAGGAAUUUGGAAUUCUUCCAAAGAAAUUCUAAUUAAAUAAUAAUUUUCUUACGAUUUGUGUAAAUAUUGUUCAUUCAAUGAAAGCAAUUGAAAUAAAAUGACCAAGUUAAGAAACUUUAUGUUGGUGGGAAUGCCAAUUAGUAUUAUU